GAAAUGAGAUUGGAAAGUAUCAUGUUCAUUGCAACUCACCUGUUUAAUGUCGUCAGAGAGUUAUAGGACAUGUAAUGGACUAGAACAGAGAAUAGGAUAAUUCUGACAAACUCAACAACAUGAGAUUUUGGAGGCGAUCGAGGCAGUCUAGACACUUUAGCACCUUUGAGGACAGUAACUCCAGAGGCGUUACAGAGUUAGCUGGCGGGCAUGGCCUGAGUAACCUCCGCUGGAACCCGUUCUACAGAGUGAGCCGGUCUGGACGUUUUCAUCCCUUUCACUCAGUUAUCAACCCAUUCCUGCACCAGACACAAGAACAUGUGCCAAAAUGUCUAGCUCUUGUUUCACACUCAGAGAUUCUAAGGGGACAAAAUGUGGAGAACUUUUCCCAUGAAUGUUGGCUUCAAAACCACUUGCAUCAAUUUGCACAUUCAUCUAUGAACAAUCCUUCAGAUAACAAUGUUGAACAAGCAGAAGAAGUUGAGGACACAGAUGAAGUUGAAGACGACAGCCCAGUGGGAAGCGAUACAGAGAGACACUCUGUAUCAUCUGUCAACAGCUUCGAGUUUGACGAUGAUGAUGAGGAUAAUGAUUUGGGAGAGGAAAGGUCAGAGAAUCAAUUACCACCUGACAUCUUUAACUACACAAUGGCCAUAGAGUUACCACCGUAUAACAAUGAACCACCACCGAGUUACGAGGAAGCUGUGGCGGAGGAUGCCAGGAGAGAGAGGCGCCUUAACUCGUCAACGCGAUCUCGAGAUGCUUUCCUCUGGUGAAACUUUGAGUUUGUGAAUUGAAUUUAACCUACUGUGGUGCAUCUGAUUUGCUUUUUGUAUCUAGAUUGUUAUAUUUUGUUUGUUUCUUUGCUAUUAUCAAAGAAAAAAAAAAUUGUGUUUUUUUAUGGCUAGUAGGUAUAUAAUAUUGUCAAUUCAUAUUAGAAUGUAACAUGUAUUCUCUGUCAAUAAUUAUGCUCAGUAUUGUAUGUUAUUUUUAAUCAUGAACUCCUACUGGAAAAACCCUGUACAUGUAUAUCUAUAUAUUUGUAGUAUCUAUUAUACAACACAUAUCAGAAAAUUGUACUCAUUCCUACAUUCCGUUCCCAAUACUCCAGCUCUGAGAUAACAGGUGAUUACUAUAGCUCAGAACCUGAGGUUACCUGUAAGUACAUUAAUGACAGAACUAUGUAUUUUUUCCAAGAUUGAAAUCGGUAAAAUCUGCCAGAUUAAAUUAUAAGGCCCUGGGCAGAAUUAACAUAAGAGAAAUGCAGUGCCUUAUAGUGAUUUGUAAGUGAUAAGACUCCUGUGAUAACAGAGAUAAUAUUAGU
This is a messenger RNA of Saccostrea cuccullata (small rock oyster), 1324 nucleotides long. RefSeq lists its product as uncharacterized. Bases 120 to 776 code for a protein of 218 amino acids. The transcript is spliced from 2 exons. NCBI's taxonomy places the organism in Eukaryota, Metazoa, Mollusca, Bivalvia, Ostreida, Ostreidae. The record is from RefSeq and is a predicted model, not a curated record.